UAUAUAAUUAUAUAUAAAAAUUAUAGUACAAUAAAAAGGGGACCUAAACCGUUAAUGAGGGCAUAAAUACAAGAAUAUAUGAUAAUAAAAAAAUAAAAUCUCCAACGGCCAUCAUGAUUAGUAACGAGAAUCACCGCUGGCAGUGGGCGCGUGACCGUAAAAAUAGGAGGAUCCCCACUGUCAUUACCAUCGGCACCGGCCUCCACUACAGCAGAAUCCGAUGGGUCAACGGGUCAACGGGUCAACGAACGUCUUUGACUGAAAAUAUUCGUUAAUUUUGCCACGUGGAAAUAACAUGACCGGCGGAAAACCAAACGGCUAAAAAGUGACCGGCAGAAAAUCACGAGCGAAACAAGGUGACCGGCAAAUUAUCACGAGCGAAACAAGGUGACCGGCGGGCAAUUGGACUGCUAUAAAACAGGACGGCAAUGAGGCUGUGAAACCGUAAAACCAUUUGUUGAAUUCUGUCGGACUCUGAACUUGACCUAACUCUCUCUCUGCUUCUGGUUCUCUGAAAUUGGAGAAGAAUGGGGAGAGGAACACUGAGCCUUAAACUGAUUUCCAAUCCUAAAAGUCGAAGAACAACGUUUCAGAAGAGGAAGAAAAGUCUGAUGAAGAAAGCUUAUGAGCUUUCCACUCUUUGCGAUGUUCAAACCUGCGUUGUAAUCGCUUCUGACGAAUUCCAAACCUGGCCUUCCGAUCGUAACCAAGUCGAGGCUAUGAUCCGUUCUUAUAAAUCCCAAUCUUUCUGUAAACACUCCGCUAAGUCUUCUUAUGAUUUGAACCAAUUCUUCUCUGAUCGCAAGAACAAAAUCGUAACGGAAACGUCCAAAUUAAGAGACAAAGUUCAGAAAAGUAAGGACACCAACAGUGAUCACUGCCUUGAUUCACUGUCGGAACAUCAAUUGAAGGUGUUAUUGGCCACUUUAGAUUCCAAAAUUGGAGUCGCUGACAGUAUGAUUGAGUUCAUGGAGGCUGAUUAUGAUUACUUAAUCGAGGGAGCCGUUGAAAUUUCAAGCAUUGAUAAACAAACAUUAAGUCCUUUGGAAACAGAGGCAUCCCCUAAAUUAAACAUCUCAGAGUUAGACAUGGAAGCUAACUACGAUCACUUGAUCGGGGGAGACACUGAAAUUUUAAGCGUUGAUACACAAACAUUUAGUCCUUUCGAAACAGAAUUAUCCACUGAAUUCGAUGUCUCAGAGAUGUUCAUGGAAUCUAAUUACGAUCCCUUGAUCGAGGGAGACGCUGAAAUUGUAAGCAUUGAUACACAAACAUUCAGUCCUUUCGAAACAGAGUUAUCCACUGAAUUCGAUGUCUCAGAGAUGUUCAUGGAAUCUAAUUACGAUAACUUGAUCGAAGGAGCCGCUGAAAUUGUAAGCAAUGAUACACAAACAUUCAGUCCUUUCGAAACAGAGGCAUCCCCUGAAUUCGAUGUAUCAGAGAUGUUAAUGGAGGCUAAUUACGAUCCCUUGAUCGAGGGAGCCGCUGAAAUUGUAAGCAUUGAUACACAAACAUCCAGUCCUUUGGAAACAGAGUCAUCUCCUGAAUUAAACCUUUCAGAGAUUUUCAUGGAGGCUAUUCACGAUGACUUGAUCGAGGAACCCACUGAAAUUCCAACAUUAAAUUCUUUGGAAACAGAGGUAUUCUCUGAAUUAGACAUCUCGGAAUUAUUGGCCGGGUCAGGCGAGUUUGAAUUCAAUGUCGAGGGUUUUCAAUCACUAUUGGAGGACGAAGAUCACCAAACCCUAGCUGAGAAUCAUUCCUUUAUCUUCCAAUCCUAAACCCACACGUGGGUCUUCAUUUUGAUUCUGAUUCAAACAUAUUUUUUGGAUUAGCAGAUAGAGAUUCUCUCUUUCCCUAUCUGCUUUCUGGAAAUCAAAUUUCAGUUUCCGAACUUUCCAUUCUCUUAUCAAUUCAACUGUUCUAACGAUACCAAAUGAAAAUUGAACUAAAUUCAUCAAUAACGCAAUCUAACUCGAACAGAUUCUGAUGUUCAUCAAUGAAGAUACCUUAACAGACCAU
Messenger RNA from Cucurbita pepo subsp. pepo (vegetable marrow), 2022 nucleotides. Lineage: Eukaryota; Viridiplantae; Streptophyta; Magnoliopsida; Cucurbitales; Cucurbitaceae. The record is from RefSeq and is a predicted model, not a curated record.